Messenger RNA from Notothenia coriiceps (black rockcod), 1192 nucleotides. Its product is annotated as carbohydrate sulfotransferase 15-like. The annotation marks the transcript as partial. The record is from RefSeq and is a predicted model, not a curated record. The transcript has 3 exons. Gene Ontology annotation, biological process: hexose biosynthetic process. NCBI's taxonomy places the organism in Eukaryota, Metazoa, Chordata, Actinopteri, Perciformes, Nototheniidae. Gene Ontology annotation, molecular function: N-acetylgalactosamine 4-sulfate 6-O-sulfotransferase activity.
CUCAGUCAGAUGGAGACUCCGGAAAGUCCGCGUGCAAACCAAGCCGGCGUCUGUCAGCAUGAGCACCGUUCAUAUUGAGGAUAUUUCCACAUUUAUUUCAAUUAUUUCACUUAUUGUAUUAAACAGACAACCGUCAGGUGGUUCUCAUUGCCUUCAUUGGUGCUCACCAUGGCUCGUGAUCGGCGACACAAGAGGCGCGUGGAUUGAACCGACUCAACCCCAGUGAGGCCCUCCUGAAGACUGCAGAGCCAGAAAGAAAUGAAGACAAAUGAUCUGCUGCAGAUUGAAACCUUUGAAGAAUGGACACAUCAUGACAUGAAACCUCCUGUAGGUGAAACUUGAGCUCUUUGAGGGAAUAAAUCUCCCCUUUUACAUGCCUACUCCGCUUCUAAGUCAGUAUGUCACUGUCGGACUGCAAAUAUGGGAGCAACACCCACACGGACUACACUCACAGCCUCCACAGCUUGCCCAUGGCUGAGAACUAUGGGAAAGGGCCCGUCCGGACAUCGUUUGACGUGAAUUCAAAUCUGGAUAUCAAGUGGUCGCUGAGAAACCUGAGGAGCAUCUCGAAAGUGAAAGUGGUUAGCUUCCUGAUGGGCUUGACUCUGACCUUCCUCAUCACGGCUUCCUACAUCCUAACGUGGGACAGGAAGGGACUUUUGCUCACCCCCUCACCCUAUCAGCUCAGACCUGCGGUCGUCCUGACAAGCACAGCAGCAGCCGAAGCUCCCUCUGGAAAUGAUUUAAUAGACAUGAAACUGCUGGCGAAGAAUAUCAGCUCUAAACUGGAAUACACACCCAGGAAGGUGCCUGAUGAAAAGGAUGUCGUUGGAACGGACUCCAAUCUGUUCUCUGUAAUUCCUCGCCACUUCCUGCCCGGCAUUAAGAGCCCUUGCUGGUAUGAGGAGUUCUCCAGUGAACGCAGCACUGAUCUGUACCAGAGGAACCUCUUCACUCGGCGCUCAAAGACCUUCAAGACUGUGUGUGACCACCUGAGGACUAACUUCCAGCAGCACUUAUUUCACAGAGGAAGCAAAGUGUUUCGCCUACGCUGCUUACCGUACUUCUACAUCAUCGGACAGCCGAAGUGCGGCACGACGGACUUGUUCCACAGGCUGCUGCUGCACCCAGAGGUCAAGUUCAACACCAUGAAGGAGCCGCACUGGUGGACCAGGAAACGCUUCGGUAAGUC